Messenger RNA from Acomys russatus (golden spiny mouse), 2699 nucleotides. RefSeq names its product nucleolus and neural progenitor protein (gene Rmp64). Gene Ontology annotation, cellular component: nucleus. NCBI's taxonomy places the organism in Eukaryota, Metazoa, Chordata, Mammalia, Rodentia, Muridae. The record is from RefSeq and is a predicted model, not a curated record. Gene Ontology annotation, biological process: positive regulation of Notch signaling pathway. The coding region runs from base 59 to 1762 and encodes 567 amino acids. The transcript has 9 exons.
CCCUCCCUCUCCGGCUAAGCCCAGCUCGGCCUUCCCAGGCCCUCCCGCGCCGCUCAGGAUGGCCGCUGCGGGGCGACCGGGCGCGGAGCCGUGGAACCGAGUGAGGAUCCCCCAGGCGGGCAGCCGCAGCACCCUGACGGUGCAAGAGCCCAGCGCCACCCUAGAUGCCUGCCUUGCAGCUGUCCUUAAAGGAUGCCAUCUUGUCACACAGUCGCUCAAGAGCCAGACCUUAGAUGCAGAAGUUGAUGUGUUAUGCUCAGUUCUCUACAGCAAUCAUAACAGACUGGGCCACCACAAGCCCCAUUUGGCCCUCAGACAGGUAGAACAGUGCUUAAAGCGUGUGAAAAACAUGAAUUUGGAGGGUUCAAUUGAAGACCUGUCACAGUUGCUAUCUACCAAUGAAACUCUGCCUGGAGCUACUGAAAACCAUGUCGUCCCCAGCCAGCCGGUGGUGGAGGUGGCACUGAUGAAGGUUUUGGGAGGCUGCAAGUUGUUACUGCGCUUGUUGGACUGCUGCAGCAAAGCAUUCCUGUUGACUGUGAAGCACUUAGGGCUGAAAGAGUUCAUCAUUUUGAACCUUGUGAUGGUUGGGCUGGCGAGCAGGUUAUGGGUUCUUCAUAAAGGACUUUUAAGGAGGCUGGUCUCCUUGUAUGAGCCACUGUUUGGGCUGCUUCAGGAAGUCUCCAGGAUUCAGCCCAUGCCUUACUUCAAAGACUUUGCCUUUCCCGCCGAUGUCACUGACUUUCUAGGUCCUCCUUACCUUGAAGUCUUGAAAGGAAAAGCGCCUGCAGCUUUUGCUUCUAAAAGAGUAACUAGGUUUCUAAACAAACUGUUUUUAAAGAAAGAACAACUACCAAAGAUCAAUGAAGACAUGUUAAAUAGAAUUUCUAAAACAUCUGAACUAAAGAGAAGCUGUCUUGAGAGUAGCAUGGACCUGGGACAGCCAGUAAAAAUGAGUAAAAAGGUCCAAAAAGAAAACCCAUCGGGAUUUGAUGUGCGGGCUUUCUGCACGAGGCUGCGAAACAAAGCGACUCAGGAAACCAACAGUGAGUUUAAAUAUUCUUGGUCCAAACUGAAGACAACCAAACCUUCCUCUCAGAAACCGAGAAGAACUCACUGGGCUAACAAUAUUGUGCAAAGAAUCCGAGUGACCAAGACUUUCACCCAACUUUCUGAAGAAAUCCAAAUGGCAAUUGUGUGGUCCCGGAGCAAAAGGCUUAAGGCUCAGGCUGCCUAUCUGGGCAGCAAACUUCUUAAGAGUAACAGGCUUAGACAUGUGGAAGCUCAAGGUUAUAGUUUGCCAAAGAAACUACAGUGCAUGAAAAUAUCUCUUUGCAACUGCCUUCUUCGAGGCUCCGUUAUCAGCACUUCAAAGCAUCCUCCCAGACAAAGAAGAUCAAAGCAUAAAGUUUUAACGAGACAAAGGAAACCGCAGAGAAAGUUGCAGUCAACUCUUGUAAAGGAAACCCAGCAGGUCCCUGAAGGGACUCUGCAGAGCACUAAGGACACUAGUGCGAAGUGUAGACGUUCAGGUGGGACAGUUCAGAGGUCAGAUGUCUGUCCUAAUGGGAAGCAGGUCUUGAGAAGACUUUCAAAACCUGGCCUAAAAUCAAAGGAGAUGGGGGUCCAUGCGAACCUUACAGGGGGCAGUGCAAAUGGCACUGGUUUGUGGAUGAAGAGACAGACACACGCACACAGUGAGCCAGAAACUGCCAAGGAGGCAGAUGACAUUGAUGAUAUUUUUGCUUUGAUGGGAGUGUAAGAUGUGCUUAUGUGAAACUUGCGAGCCGUUAACAAGCUGCUUCAGGUGGAGCUGCUGAGAGCGGGAGGCACUGCUUGGCCAGGAGCUGCUUCUGUGCAGCAUGCAGCAGAGGCACGCAGUUCAGCAAGCACUCACAGCAGCUGUGUGAAAGCUCAUCAGUCAGAUACGAGUAUUUGGUGUUAAGUACAGAUGACCAGUCCGUCAGUCUGCCCCCGAGGAACACAUCAUUCCUGACUGAAUCAACAAGCAGGUUUCUGAGAAGUAGAUGAUUUUAUGAUCUACUAGGGAGUUAAACUCUGGAUAAGUUCGAAAAAUCCUGUCUGAAGGUAAACAGAGCUGGAGACUAGCAAAGAUGCACCACAGCAAGUCACUUGCCCCUCACUGGCCCUGGUCCCUCUGUAAAGCUUUUACAUUUCACAGGUGUGUAACUUGGGGAGUUGGUUCUCUCCCUCACCUGUGCGGCCCAGGCAUGGACCUCAGACCCACCUCACCUGCCAGGUCCUCCUUUUGAGUAACAAUGUUAUUAAAUGCUAUGUUAUUAAAAUGAAUUACCAAAAGAUCUGCCAUUACUCAAGCGGUUAAAACCAUUAUUUAAUCUUUGUUACCAUGACUCCUAAGGGGGUAUAUGAAAAGGCUUUUGGGAUUUUCCUUUUUAUUGUUGGUAUGAAAUGCAGCCAAGGAGCAGGUAGGUACUAAAGAAGAAUAAGGCCAAUCAUAAGCUUGUAACCUGGCACCAAUGCCGUCAACUGCUUAUUCGUACAUACCUGUACGGCUGCUCCCAGAAAUGACAGUCAUGACUUGCAAAUGAGCUGUCCUGCCUGUGAGGAAAGGUAAUGUGGUCAUGGGCAAUCCACUUGGCCCUCAACUCUUCAGGCCAGAAAGGGGCAGGAGGCGUGAGCUUAGGAGGAAAUGCAGGGAGUCUUACCCUUGCCCUCUG